GUGGUCGCUGUUGUAGCAUCGACGUAUCGACGUUCGACUGCCUGAUCGACAGAUAGUUUAGGCAAAAUGUUAGACGGCAGUUUGUUUUUGUAACUAUUUCUAUUUAAAAGACUUAAAUUUAAUGUCUGCUACGUAGUUUUAUCGCUGCAAUGGAAUAGUCAUAUCGGAAAAACACGUCAUAAAUUACCAUGGAAGAAAGUGGAGUCUUGUAAGGAAUAACCUCAAAAAUGAAAAUGAAUAAUGAUAUUUAUCAUGAAAAACAAGUGAGAGAAUUGUGUGCUUUACACGCUCUAAACAAUUUAUUUCAAUCGAAAGAUGCGUUCACGAAAGUGGAGUUGGAUGUAAUUUGCCACUCAUUGUCGCCUGACAAUUGGAUCAACCCCCAUAAGUCUGUCCUGGGACUUGGCAAUUAUGAUAUCAAUGUGAUAAUGAAGGCUCUUCAGUCCAGGGGAUGUGACACAAUAUGGUUUGAUAAGCGCAAAGACCCCAGUUGUUUGAAUUUCAAAAAUAUAUGUGGCUAUAUUUUGAACGUGCCAAGUGAGUAUAAAAUAAGUUUCAUCACAUUACCCUUACGUAGACGACACUGGAUCACGAUUCGGCAGCUGAAUGGACUGUUUUAUAACCUAGAUUCGAAACUAGAUGUCCCACAAGUGAUUGGAAGAGAACCGGAUCUCCUGAACUAUUUAAAAGAAGAACUAGACUGCCGAGAUAAGGAAUUAUUUUUAGUUGUAACUAACAACAUAGGCAAGGACCAAGCAUGGCUGAAGAACCAGGCAACUUAUAGCAAUAACUUACAAGAACGCGAGGCCGAAAUUCUACAACUCAAAGAUAUAACAAGUGAUGAGGUCAAUGUUACCAUCAACCCCUUAUGUAAUAAUAAAACAGAGUGGUCAUAAUCAAACAUUUACUCAUUUGUAGGUAUAACAAAAAUUGCCAUCAUGUGUUCAAGUGCUUGAUGUAACUUUUAUAUUGUGCUUUUGAUGGAACAUACCUACAUGCUAACUGUACAUAGGAAAUAAAUCAGUCACCGUCA
Molecule: messenger RNA, 1033 nt
Organism: Zophobas morio
Lineage: Eukaryota; Metazoa; Arthropoda; Insecta; Coleoptera; Tenebrionidae
Product: josephin-like protein
Exons: 3
Coding region: 228-896 (222 amino acids)
Biological process (GO): protein deubiquitination
Molecular function (GO): cysteine-type deubiquitinase activity
Source: RefSeq, a predicted model, not a curated record